AUGAUAUUCGUUAAUCAAAAGAAAGCUGUCGAUGUUUUGGCUAGAGGUUUAACUAAAAAAGGUUAUAAUCCAUGUUCAUUACAUGGUGGUAAAGGUCAAGAAAGUCGUGAAUUAGCUUUAGCACAAUUAAAACAAGGUCAAAAAGAUAUUCUUGUUGCAACAGAUGUUGCUGGUCGUGGUCUUGAUAUUAAAGAUGUUUCACUUGUAAUAAAUUAUGAUAUGGCCAAGACAAUUCAAGAUUAUACACAUCGUAUUGGUCGAACAGGUCGUCAAGGAAAAGCAGGCAAAGCAAUAACAUUCUUAACCAAAGAAGAUGCAGCUGUAUUUUAUGAAUUAAAAGAAGUUAUACUUGAAUCUCCUGUAUCACAAUGUCCACAAGAAUUACUUAAUCAUCCUGAUGCACAACAUAAACCUGGAACUGUAGUUACUAAACGUAACAAAACUGCUAUUCUUUGUACUUAG
Molecule: messenger RNA, 462 nt
Organism: Adineta steineri
Lineage: Eukaryota; Metazoa; Rotifera; Eurotatoria; Adinetida; Adinetidae
Source: the annotation of a GenBank genome assembly